AUGCCUCUCUCAGACCCAUCUCGGAUGCUGAUUACUUCCUGCACCAAAGCUAUCACUGGGUUUUGUAUUAAGUCAGUCAUUUCGUAUGCACUAUAUCAAGUCAAAACAGGUGGUUUGCCUGUUGACCUUCGUAUACUAACAAAUUCCCCCUUGCAGCUUCAGACUGGUAUCUGUAGACUUAGAGUUCAAAUCCAGCACCUGACUAGAUCCAAGUAGUUUUUCUGUGCACAGCUCACCUCAAGCCAGUGGG
Molecule: messenger RNA, 250 nt
Organism: Pteropus alecto (black flying fox)
Lineage: Eukaryota; Metazoa; Chordata; Mammalia; Chiroptera; Pteropodidae
Gene: LUZP6
Product: leucine zipper protein 6
Exons: 2
Coding region: 1-216 (71 amino acids)
Source: RefSeq, a predicted model, not a curated record